Helianthus annuus (common sunflower) is the source of this 737-nucleotide messenger RNA. RefSeq lists its product as uncharacterized. The record is from RefSeq and is a predicted model, not a curated record. The coding region runs from base 56 to 577 and encodes 173 amino acids. The transcript has 2 exons. Gene Ontology annotation, molecular function: electron transfer activity. Lineage: Eukaryota; Viridiplantae; Streptophyta; Magnoliopsida; Asterales; Asteraceae.
UUCUUUGUAUUCUUUCAAGAUUUCACUUUCUUCACAAAUCCAAGGGUGAAAUAAAAUGGCUUUUAAACACACACAUCUAUUCCUUACACUACUAGUGAUUGCUUCUACGUUUGCUAUGGGAUUGAGCAAUAGGGACUUCGAAAAGAGUUCUAAAAACUGGAACUUCUGGUUUAAUUAUACAAAUUGGCCACCAAGACAUCCGAAUCCUACUCCAAGUUCGAGAAAGAUCAUUGUUGGAGGUUCUGAUAAUUGGCGUUUUGGCUUUAACUACACCGAAUGGGCAAUGAAGAGUUCCCCAUUCUUCUUUAAUGAUACUCUAGUGUUCAAGUUUGAUCCACCAAGUGAAAACAAUCAGCAUCCACACAGUGUCUAUUUGCUACCAAAUCUUUGGAGCUUUUUAACAUGUGAUCUGAGAUGGGCUAAACAAGUGGCAAAAACAACAGACGGUCGAGGGGAGGGAUUCGAGUUCGUGCUUAACAAGUGGAGGCCGUACUACUUUGCUUGUGGGGAAAGCAAUGGCUUCCACUGUCGGUCUGGGAUGAAAUUUUUCGCAAUGCCGUUGUUUCCUUGGUACUAAAUGUCCCAGUUUAUAUUGUUCGAAGGUCUUCAAUUAGUUGAUCCCUUGUUUUACACAUUAUUACUAUUCCAAGCUCAAGGUUUAUAAGUACGCUUAAUAAGUGAGUCACACAUUAAUAUAUGCUGUUUGUAUCAAUUUAUUUGAGCGAUUAAUACGAAGU